UGAAAUGUGUUAAACCUGUCUUAUAUUUUAUAUAUUUAAACAUUUAUUAGUUUGUACGGAUUGUCAAACGAUACAUUUUGCAGUCAUUUGGCUUUGUCAGUGUUGCAUGUGCUACUUGAUGUUGGUUAGCAGCCCAGUGAUCCAGCGUACAGUACAGAUGUGUACAGUACACAUCUAAUAUUCAUAUGUAUCUUAACUCAAUAGUAAAACAGUUUCUAUAAUGUGGGUUUAGUUGUUUUAAUGUAAGAAUGUGGUUAGAUGUCAUACAUACAGAUGAUACUGCUGCUCAAUUCAAAAGGGAUUUGUUUCAUGUGAUGAUGAGCGGUUCACAGGAGGGUUGCCAGGUCUGCCUAACAAAACCAGCCUAUGGCUAAUCAAAAAUAGCCCCAAAACCUUAGGUCAAACACCAAGACUCAAAUUCUGCCUCUCAAAAAUACACUAAAAUAUAUUCAAUACCUAAAAUACGUUCACUUUGAUGCAUUACACACAAUUCUUUCUUUAAAAGAACUGUAUUUAAAUGGUAAGUUCACUCAAAAAUGAAAUCUCGGUUAACAAACUGAUUUAAUUUUAAUAUGGCAGAAAAAUAAAUUGUAUUAAAUGAAUUACUAUCAUAUUUCUUUGGAGUCAAAAAUAAGAAAACUAUUCUUCCUAAGGUGGCAAAGUGCUAGGAUACUAUUUCCUCAUUUGAUAGAGACAAUGAGAAGAAAUAGAAGAGUCAGGUGUGUUUUCAUUAUGAUCCCAAUAUAUUACUUGAAUUUGUCAGCUGAACACAACUGGAGAUAUAUAUUAAUUAAUAUGCAGACUUUAGCCAUGUAGUGCAAUUAAAUAGUACCCGUGAUUGUAAUGAUUUGUAUGAAGUUUGUAUAACUGUACACUGCAAAAAUUGCUGUAAUUAAGUAGCUGGUUGCCAGUAACUUACUAUAGAAGAUAAAGACUGAAAAUGUCUCAUGUUCAUUUAACUUUAAACAAACUGUUGCCAGUAAAAAACAUAAAUGUAAAAUCUAAAGUAAGUUACUGGCAGCUAUAGCAUCUAGAGUAGAGUCACUCAAAACAAAAGUUAUUAUUAGCUUUUGGAUAGACCAAACCGUUCUCACUUCUCAUAUUAUGUAUGCAUCAUCAAAUCUUAUCUUUAUAUUACCACAAAAUGUUCUUUAUGUGGGAUAAUCUUAGGUAGAAAACAGUAAAUCUAACAAAAAUAACUUCAGCUAGGUUUUUACAGGCAGGGUCACAUAUUUUUUCGAACUCCUCCACGGCCAUUUGUCUGAUUUUCCUAAUAAUAAAAAUAAUAAUAAUAAUAGUGAUAAUAAUAAUCUAUCUUUCCUCUACAGAUGUGAGUAGUGUCAUGGAAUAUAAUGAGAGACUUGCCCGCUUCCGUCAGGGCCAUGUCAACCCUUUUGACAGGACAGAGAUUGACAGCUGCUCAGAAGAGAAAGAUUCCCCAAAACGCGAGGUGAAGCGGUCAGAGAUCUUCAUCUCUGAAUCUAAAGCUCAGAGUUCAGAUCGUGCCAUGGACCUCGGCCUGGCUGAAGAUCACUUCUCUCGGCCUGUGGGUUCCUUUGUGGCAUCUGAUGUAGAGCAGCUGAAACAGGCUAUUGAGGAGUGCAAGAGACUGAUCCUGGAACUGCCAGAACAUUCAGAGAAACAAAAGGACACGGUGGUCAAACUAAUCCACCUCCGGCUCAAAUUACAAGAGCUAAAGGACCCAGAGGAAGAUGAACCCAACUCUCAGGUUGUGUUAGAGCAUCGCUUCUCAAAGGAGAAGAGCAAGAGUGUCAAACAGAUGUGUGACAAGUGCAGCACCAUCAUAUGGGGCCUCAUUCAGACCUGGUACACCUGCACAGGUUGUUAUUACCGUUGCCAUAGCAAGUGUAUGAAUCUCAUCACUAAACCAUGUGUGAGGUCAAAGGUCAGCCACCAGUCUGAAUAUGAACUCAGCAUCUGUCCUGAGGUUGGUCUGGACAAACAAGACUAUAGGUGUGCAGAGUGCCGAACGCCUAUUUCUCUAAGAGGUGUUCCCAGUGAGGCGAGGCAGUGUGAUUAUACAGGUCAGUAUUAUUGCACCAGCUGUCACUGGAAUGACACAGCCAUUAUUCCAGCCCGAGUUAUACACAACUGGGAGUUUGAGCCCCGCAAGGUCUGUCGUUCAUCCAUGCGUUAUUUGGCUCUGAUGAUCUCCAGACCUGUGCUCAGACUAAGAGAGAUUAACCCUCUGCUCUUUAACUUUGUAGAAGAACUGGUGGAGAUCAGAAAGUUACGUCAGGACAUCUUAUUAAUGAAGCCAUAUUUCAUCACAUGUAAGGAGGCCAUGGAAGCUCGACUGCUGCUGCAUCUUCAAGAUCGCCAGCACUUUGUGGAGAAUGAUGACAUGUACAGCUUACAGGACCUGAUUGACACCUCCAUUGGGCGUCUCAGCUGCUCCCUUACUGAGAUUCAUACUACCUUUGCCAAACAUAUUAAACUGGACUGUGAGAAAUGCCAGGCCAAAGGCUACAUGUGUGAACUAUGUAAAGAGGGUGAUAUUCUCUUCCCAUUCGACAGCCAUACAUCUGUCUGUUCUGACUGCUCUUCUGUUUUCCACAGGGAUUGUUACUAUGAUAACUCUACUAAAUGUCCACGCUGUGUGAGAAUCCUAGAACGCAAACACGAGGAGUCUCUGAACCCAUAGAUCAGACUGCUGAAUGGACAGGACAAAAAAAACCACAUCCAGACACACAGCCUCAUCUACUGUUUAUUUGUUCUUCACCUUUGAAUCAUUGGGUCAAGAUAUUACAGUAUAAAAAUACUGCAAAUAAACACUAAGCUUUUUAUUUAUUUUCUUAUUACUUCAUAUUUUGGGAAAUUGAUUCAAAUUUCCCUAUAAAGCACUGUGGUAGACUGUAUAACAUAAUGUGCUCUUAUUUUAUAAAAUUAACUUUUAACCGUCUUAUGUAUUUGUGUAGAUUAGGACAACGGCCGCAGUUAUGAUUGUAUGUCCAAAGUUUCAGUAUCCUUCUCUGUAAUCGGCAAAUGUCACGAAACUAAUUAUCUGUUGUAAAAUAACAUGUGCUACUAAAUGCCAGUUUAUUGUAUUUGUAACUGUUAAACACACUUAUUGACUGAAAUACAAAAGCCAUUACAUAAAGCAUGAAAAAAAAUAUCACCACAA
This is a messenger RNA of Paramisgurnus dabryanus, 3145 nucleotides long. RefSeq names its product differentially expressed in FDCP 8 homolog (gene def8). Lineage: Eukaryota; Metazoa; Chordata; Actinopteri; Cypriniformes; Cobitidae. The record is from RefSeq and is a predicted model, not a curated record.